Messenger RNA from Beauveria bassiana ARSEF 2860, 1512 nucleotides. RefSeq names its product TFIIH basal transcription factor complex p47 subunit, putative. The coding region runs from base 1 to 1512 and encodes 503 amino acids. NCBI's taxonomy places the organism in Eukaryota, Fungi, Ascomycota, Sordariomycetes, Hypocreales, Cordycipitaceae. The transcript is spliced from 2 exons. Gene Ontology annotation, molecular function: zinc ion binding. Gene Ontology annotation, cellular component: transcription factor TFIIH core complex; transcription factor TFIIH holo complex. The record is from RefSeq and is a predicted model, not a curated record. Gene Ontology annotation, biological process: nucleotide-excision repair; DNA-templated transcription; regulation of transcription by RNA polymerase II.
AUGGCCGAUUCCGAUGGCGAGUUUGUCGCCGACAACAUGUCGGACGACCUCAUGGACCACACCAUCGAAGACGAGGAUGACGAUUACGACCACCAUGCCCCGGCGGGCGGGCGACCCUCACGAUCUGGCGGCGCAUCCGGCGGUGGACGACCGAAGCGCAGCAAAAAGGACAGCGGCGGCAGCCGCAAGAAGAAGAAGAAUGCGGCGCAGGCGUGGGAGAAAUCAAAGCGGACAUGGGAGACGGACCUGCCCGAGGAGGGCGAGGACGGGACGCUGGACCUGACGACGCUCGAGGCGGAGAAGAGGCGGCGGCUGCGGCGCGACACGACGCCGCUACAGCGCGGCAUCAUCCGGCACCUGAUGCUGGUGCUCGACAUGUCGUUUGCCAUGGCGGACAAGGACAUGCUGCCCACACGGCACCGUCUGACGCUGCGCUACGCGGCCGCGUUUGUGCGCGAGUUUUUCGAGCAGAAUCCCAUCUCCCAGCUGGGCAUAGUCGGCAUGCGCGACGGCGUGGCGGUGCGAAUCAGUGACCUAGGCGGCAAUCCGGCUGAGCAUCUCGAGCGGCUCAAGGCUCUCGAGGGCCAGGAUCCGCAGGGGAACCCUAGCUUACAGAACGCGCUGGAAAUGUGCCGUGGCGCGCUCUUCCAUGCACCGUCGCACGGCACCAGAGAGGUCCUCAUCAUCUACGGCGCGCUCCUGUCCAGCGAUCCCGGCGACAUUCACGACACCAUGACGAAUCUUAUCAGCGACCGAAUCCGUGUUUCCAUCGUCGGGCUGUCGGCGCACCUCUCCAUCUGCGCGGAGCUGUGCUCGCGUACCAACGCGGGCGACACAUCGCAGUAUAACGUCGCCAUGGACGAGGUGCACUUUCGGGAGCUGUUCCUGGCCGCCACCACACCGCCCAUCACGCGCACACAGGAGCAGAGCACGGCCAGCCUUCUGAUGAUGGGCUUCCCCUCGCGGGUGCUCGCGCCCGGCGGCGCUGUGAGCUACUGCGCCUGCCACAACAAGCCCUGCCGCGAGGGCUUCCUAUGCACGCGCUGUGGCAGCCGCGUCUGCCGCCUUCCGGCUGAGUGCCCCGCGUGCGGCCUGACGCUCAUUCUCUCGACUCACCUGGCGCGCUCCUACCAUCACCUCUUUCCGCUGCGCAACUGGGUCGAGGUGCCGUGGGCCAACGCCGCGCAGUCCGCGGCGUGCUUUGCCUGCCAGUGCCCCUUUUCUGCGCCGCCGCGGACGGUUGAGGGGGGCGUCAACGGAGAGAAGCAUGCUGACACGCAGGAGACUGGGCGCCGGCUGGCGGCCAAGGGUGUCAGUGAGAGCGGCCGGUACGCGUGCGAGGUGUGCGGGAAUCACUUUUGCAUCGACUGCGACGUGUACGCGCACGAGGUUAUACAUAAUUGUCCCGGAUGCCAGAGUAACGUGCAGCUGCCGCAGGAGAAUGGUGCCCAAACGAAUGGGCAUGAUACGAGCAAUGGACACACCAACGGCGCCAUGGUCAUUGAUCCGUAA